CCUCCUCCUGGCUGCUCCUCAACUUCCAUUCUCAAAAAACACUUCAGUGUUAGCCUGGAUCCAUGGUGUAACUUCUGCCUCACCUAAAAAGUAAGAUAUUUCACUCUUUUAGCCGAUGAGAGGGUUCCACCGGUCAUUGAUAAUAGUUUGAGCUGAAGUGAAAACAGGGAUUUCUUGCGGUAACAUGUUGUAGCUCCUCCGGGCACCGACAUGGAGCCUCAUCCUCCUCAUGUUUUGAUUUUGUUGUUCGGGCUGUUGGCUAAGGGGCUAACUUUAGCUUAGCUGAACUCAUCUGAGAAUCAGGUGAACCUACUGGAGUUUGUGUAAAAGUUGAAAAAUCUCCAGUGGUGAAAGUUUUACAAACCCACGAGUUUUCUAAGAAGUAACGGCGAAGUUAUCCGAAAGAUCUGUUUUGAGGUGACGGUGGGUCGCUACCGUUAUCAUGCUAACACGGUCAAAAUCAGUGUGCCUUUAUAAGCUUUCUACUUUUAGCCUUUUAUUUGGACUCAUGUAAACUAGACACUGUAAACUAAGCACCCCAAACUAAAAGCAUCUUUGUGUGAUUGUUCCGUGUUACUUUUGUGAAUUUCAUUUUGCAUGGUUGAUUACAGUUAACCUCAUAACUAUGUAUUCUGCGCCUCAAAAUGCUCUGCCUUCUCUUAGUACAUAAAAAGUUGCGAUGGAAAUAGGUACUAGACAUGACAAUGUCUUUACCCAAAGCCUGAAAGAUGUUAAAAUUGAGUAUUGAACUAUUGUCCUCAAAUUCUUACUGUAUUUGAACUUUUGUCAUUUACUAAAGCAAACAAAAAUGCCCCAAGAAGAUGGGAGACAAAUCUGUUGUAAAAUAUAAGCUAUCAGAAAUUUCAAAAAACCUAAAUACUCUUAUUUUACAUGGUAUUGUAAUUUGAUUUUAAUUUUAAUCAAACUCAUUGUUGAAGUAAGGCCUGGUCCCUACAGAAUGAGCUAGACCAUAAGGUCUAUAGUUUAAAGUUUGAGGCAUGGUAAUACGAAUUCCUCUUAAAGGGAUAUUCCUUUGUAAAAUUAAUUUUAGGUCAAACACACCAAAACACCAAGUAAGACACCCCUCGAGAGAUCAAUGUUGUUGACCGCUUGCUUCUCUAGUUGUACCAACUUUAGUAACGACUGCAGGAUAGUAAUACACAGCAGUCUGAGGAGUCACAAACAAACCUCAACCAAUACGCCACUCUAUAGCCACAAAUAAUACCAAGAAGAGCACCUAACCUCGUCAACAGUACAUAUAGGGUCCCAGCCAUAGUUUCUUUAGCAAAAAGACUAAACACAACUCACCUAUCUGUUCCAGCAGCCGCUUGUUUGUAGCGAGACCUCAGACCAGUCCAUUACAGACUUCUGUGGGGUGACGCAGCUCAAGGAAGAACAUUUAUGAUCAUUACUUCAUGGAAAUGCAAUCAGAUCGAGACGCUUAGGCAGAAGAACUACCGCGUCUGCGGUGUAAAAUGAUUAAUAUGAUUAUUACUUAAAGGAAAUGAUAAAGUAAUGAUCACAAAUGUUCUUACUUGAGCCGAGUCACCCCGUUGCAGUUGAUGGACUCACCCAGAGGUCUCCAUACAAACAAGCGGCUGCUGGAAGAGAGUAGGUGAGUUGUGUUUAGUCUCUUUGCUAAAGAAACCAAGCAAAGAUAAAAAGAUGUUUGAUAGCUAGUACUUUGGCUGGGACCGUAUAUGUACUGUUGAUGAAGUUCUGAGGAUUAUUUGUGGCUAUAGAGUGGUGUUUUGGUUGAGCAUCUGGCUCUCUGUUUUGCCAUCUGCGGUUGUUACUAAAGUUGGUAUAACUAGAGAAACAAGCAGUCAGCAACAUUCAUCUCUCUCGGGGGUCUCUAACUCGGUGUUACGGUGUGUUUGACUCUAACUGAAUUUUAUUCUGGAAUAUCCCUUAUAUAGUUUUUUAAAUUUUCUUUGUAAUUGUUUUUUUCUCCUCCAGUGGCCCAAACAUGAUCCAUACAUAGCAGAACACAUGAGGGUACAGCAGAAAUGUCUCCCAAAGUGCCCAGCGGUCAUGGCAGGGGGGAUUUCUCAGCGGUUCAAGUUGCUGUUCGGGUGCGUCCCCUCCUGCCAAAAGAACUCCUUCACUGCCAUGAGAGCUGUAUCACUGUGGACUCGGAGCUAUGCCGGGUUACACUGGGUCAUGACCGACACUUUCUUUGUGACUACCUAUUUGAAGAAACCUGCUAUCAAGAUGAAGUCUACUCCGUGUCCGUGCAGCCACUUAUAGAUGCCUUCUUUCAAGGUUUCAAUGCUACAGUCUUUGCCUAUGGACAGACAGGCUCAGGCAAGACAUAUACCAUUGGAGAAGCGAACAUCUGUAAGCAAUUGUCUUCAUUUUUUCUUUCUUUUAUUUCAAAAUUACUUUUAACUUUAUUUACUGUACAACUUUUUGUGUCAUCAAGUACUUUGUCCUGUCUAAAUGCCUAAUUCAAACUCAUAUAGGCUUACAGUUCUUUUGGAAAAUUUUCACCGUACUCAUCGAUGAGCUGCAACAAGCCAGAGGCAUGCUUAUGUGAGUGUGUGUAUGUGGUGUCUGUGUCUAAAGGUUCCUUUAGAGAUGAGGAGCAGGGAAUCAUUCCCAGGGCUGUUGCAGAUAUCUUUAGACUGCUCGAUGAAAAUGACCUCACAGACUUCUCUGUCCGAGUCUCCUAUCUGGAGGUCUACAAAGAGGAGUUCAAGGACUUAUUGGAGGUGGAAACAGCCAGCAAAGAUAUCCACAUCAGGGAGGAUAAGGGCAACAUAGGUAUGGAAUAGACAACUACAUUUGUAAGCAUGUUUUUGUGGCUGUGAUAUGAAAUUUAAGUGACACAUGUUUCUCUGCAUUUUGUAUCCUUGUCUAUCUGACUUUACAGUUUUGUGUGGCGUAAAGGAGUGCGAGGUGGAGGGUCUUGAUGAGGUGUUGAGUUUACUGGAGUCUGGAAACACAGCCAGGCACACUGGUGCAACCCAGAUGAAUCCAAACUCCAGCCGGUCACACACCAUUUUUACUGUGUACAUGGACCAGCGUCGGGGAAGCUCUCGGCUUUAUGGGACAGCUACAGGCUCUGGACCACAAAUGUUAUCCUCCAAGUUCCACUUUGUGGACCUGGCCGGAUCAGAGCGUAUCCUCAGGACAGGGAACACAGGAGAAAGACUGAAAGAGAGUAUCCAGAUUAAUAGUGGUCUUCUAGCUCUGGGAAAUGUUAUUGGGGCACUCGGAGAUCCAAAGAGGAAAGGCUCUCACAUACCAUACCGAGAUUCCAAAAUCACAAGGUAACUUUUAAAUACAACUGAAGAGAUCAAAUCUAACAGAAAAGUUAGUUUGGUUUUAAUGAUUUCAUGUUUCUUCUAGGAUCCUUAAAGACUCUUUGGGAGGAAAUUCCAAAACCCUGAUGAUUGCCUGCAUCAGCCCGUCCUCCUCCGACUUUGACGAGAGUCUGAAUACCCUUAACUAUGCCACAAGGGCCAGAAACAUCCAGAACCGUGCAACUGUCAACUGCAAGCGUGAGCCAGACCGAGUAGAAGGUCUGGAGCAACAAAUCAAGGCUCUCCGCAGGGCCCUCGAAACCCGCCAGCGCUCAGAGACCCGCAUCAUAUCUCACGCUGAUCCAAAUAGGAGACCUCGACUGGGAGAGGGGGAGAUGAGCAGACUGCAGGCCCAGAGUGCCCACUACAGGACGUGCACGGACACUGCUUACAGGUUCAUGCUAACCGAUCAACUUUUAAUUGCAUGAUUUUAAAAUAUGCUAUGAAAGUGUUAUCAUACCAUCACUAGCUACAUUAUUCAGUUCCCUGAAUGUUCUUGACUAUUGAGAAGUUUAUUUGUGAAUGCAGGUGCAAGCCAUCAGAAGUUUGUUGGUUUCCGGUCAGAGUAAAAAUAUGUCCUGUCAGACUGAAAAAGAAGUUCUGCUUGGGAUGUUUCUGUGUUUACACUUAUUCAUAAGUUUGAAGAACUUCAUAAAAACUUAAUGCAAUCCCUGGUAAACUCUGGAGUUAGUUUGGAUCAAGGUUUAAGAACUCCUGUAUCUAUUUAGUUGCUUUUAUUCAAUGAGCAGUCACCUUAAGUAAUACCGUUACAAACAUUUCCUCUUCUUUAUGUACCCCAGGUUGCUGCGGGAGCUGCAGAAUGAAGGAGCUCUCACUGCAGAACAGAGUCUGAGAGUGAAGGAGUGGCUAUGCUCAGUGGAGGAGGAACGGAGUGGUCUGACCACCGCCUCUGGACCAGACAGCGGCAUCGAGAACAGCUCCACCGAGGAAAGUGUUGCAUUAAGGAGAGGGAGGCCCUCUGUGAGAAACCAGGUCAGUCUCUUUAUACUCACAAAAUAACAUUAAAGUGUUUUCCAGUAUUAAUGUAGUGUAUGUUUUACUAUCAGGACCAAGAGGUUGCAGAGGAGAGGUGGAGCCAUGCCCGUGAAAGUGAGAAAGAUGGAGAGAAAGAGGUUCAUCAGCUUCAAGCACAGAUCCAGAGGUUGGAGAGGGAGAACACCGACUUUUUAGCUGCUCUUGAGGAUGCAAUGGAGCAAUACAAGCAGCAGGUAAGAUGCAGUGAUUAAGCAUGGAGGGCCAGGGUCUUACUGAUAAUAAAAGCAGUAUUUCCUGCCUUACAUGAUAUGGGUUGUCUUUUUGUCAGAGUGAUAAGCUGCAAGAGCAACAGGACUUGAUAGCAGAGCUGCAGUGUCAUCUGUCUGCUCCAGCAUUGAUGGGCCUGGGGCUCAAUCUAAGAUUGCGGCCACACACAGCUCCCAUGGGCUCCAUUCAACACAGCCAGAAUGGAGGAACAUACAGACAGGUAAUCAAAGCGUGGUAUAAAUUUAAAAGUGAAAAAGCUUUGAGAGGUGGUGCGGGGCUUGUUUUCUGAUAGUAUGGGUGUAUGCUGAAGCAAGCCCAAAACCGACCCAGACAAAUAUUUACUUGUUUGCUGCUCUGACGUUGAUGUGUAUGGUUUCAGGUCAGUCCAGUAGGCUAUGUCAGUUAUGGGCUUGGUGACCAGGAUGGGAGCUUCUAUGAGGAGCAGGAGAUUCCAGGAGGCACAGAGACAGAGGACACAGAGGAAGAAGGCAGUCAACUCAACUUCAGCCGGGAGAGACGCAAGUAUGUUCGAGACAUUACACCUCACAGCUGAACUGAGUGUCACUUAAACCAAUCACACACACUACAAAACAACAAGAUGAUUUUCAUGUUAUCUGUGAAAUGUUGAUGAUGGUAAUGUUAUAAAUCUGACAGGGCGGUCAACCUAACCUGGACCAAAAGAGACGUGCUGUCAGGAGGACUAGUAGCUGCUGGUAGAGGUCUCAUGUCUCAGCUACCUGAGCCUGAGCUGCACCCCUGCUUAGCCAGGAAAGCAUGUAAGUGUAACAACCUCAUGUGCUCCCACUUGUGGAGAAAGACUGACAUAUGAUUAAGCAUUAUGUGAAAAAAAUCCACAAGGUUUUGUCUGGUUUUGCCUUGAUUUCUAGAAGUCAUUUGUUUGCUAUGUUUUGGUAUGCAUUUUGUGGCGAACAUGCACGCCUGUCUCCACAGAAAAGUCUUUGGAUUACAGUUUUUGCACGUUUUUAAUUGUGCAGUUUAGCUUUUAUUCCACUUUAUGUUCAUCUAGUACAGUCAAAAUGACAUCUAAUUCAUGCACACAUCCAGGAUAAGAGUCUUACAGGGAAUUUCUACUCAGGUAUAGGAGCUUGAACCUUGGUGAUUCCUCUUGCUGCUUUCUCAUUUGCACCUUGUAUUCUCUCUUAUACCUCUUUAUAGCAAAUGCCAGUACUGGGGAAACGUCUGUGCGUGAAAGUCUGAAAAGUUUUGAAGGUGUUACAGAAUGGGGACUUCAUCAGGCACAGCAGAAAAUCAGGGAGCUGUCUGUCACCAUUCGAAUGAAGGAAGAACUCAUCAAAGAGCUGGUCAAAACAGGUAUAAAUCAAGAUUUUGUUUUUCUUCUUUUCCUAUUUUUUCUCAAUUUCUUUCUACAUUCUCUACAAUUUACAUUUUUUUUAUUUGUUGCAAAUUUUCUGUAGGUAAAGACGCUCAGGCCCUGAACAAACAGUACAGCCAUAAGAUUGCAGCUCUGGAGAGUGAUGCCUUGCAGGCUCGACAGGAGCUGCAGGAAGCUCAACGGCAGCUGCAAGAUCUGGAAAAGCAAGAGAAAGAAAUUAGCUCCACAGACAAAACCAGAGCUCAGGAGUGUCGCAGGAAGAUAGCUGCUGCCCAGAGCAAAGUUCAGGUUGGACUGUCAUGCCUCUGUAUAAAUAUCUAAUUACACUAACAACAGAAAAAUACCAGUCGAAUGAUGCUGAUGUAUGUGGUCUCAAAAAUUAUAUUGUAAAAUCUGUACAUAGUCUUUAAAAGAAAAAUGUGUGUGUUUUGAAUGAAGGUUCUCAGUCAGCGACAGAGGGAUACUGCUCGUCUGGCUAACCUUCCUGCACAGAGUGAGCGUCGUGUGUUGGAACUGGAGCGAAGUGUUCAGAGUAUGCGGCAGCAGCAGGAGCAGCUGCAAAGGCGGCUGCGCCAGGAAAGUCAGCAGAAACGACGCCUGGAGACGGAGAUGCAACGCAGAACUCACAGAGUCAAGGUACCUGAGCUUUGUCUGUAUAUUAUCCAGGGCGCAAAUACUUUUCUCUUUAAAGAAGGAAAUCACUUUUAUGAUGUAGUUGACCCCUAUUGUUUCUUUUGCUCAUCCAUCAUCGUCCUUUUUUAGGAGCUUGAAAUAAAGAAUGAGCAGCAACAAAAAAUCUUGAGGAUAAAGACAGAGGAGAUCGCUGCCUUCCAGAGGCAGAGGCGCAGUGGCAGUAAUGGCUCUGUCAUCUCUUUGGAAGAGCAACAGGUGGGACGAGGGUCUAACUUCAAAUUCAUACAAAGCAAAUGGCUUAUAAAAACAUUUUUGCUGUUCAAUUAAGGAAGUAAAGAGUUUUGCCUGUUAAUUCCCAGCAGUCUGACUCUGUUUCUAUUUGGGUGUGAUUUUUGGCUUUUGUCUCAACUCCUGUGAGCAGAAGAUCGAGGAGCAAAAACGUUGGCUGGAUGAAGAAAUGGAGCGGGUAUUGGAACAGAGGAAGGGCCUGGAGGAUCUGGAAGGAGAGCUGACUAAACGAGAGGAAAUCCUGGCCAAGAAAGAAGCCCUGCUUCAGGAACGCAGUGGACUGGAGACUAAGAGGCUCCGCUCCAGUCAGGUACUGACGAUCACACACACCCAAGUUUAAAGACUCAAGAGACAAGCAAAAGGUUCAAAUGUUUAUUUCUGUCUUUUCCAGGCCCUGAGCAAAGACCUGGUGAUGCUAACAGGUCGUAUUGAGACCCUCGAGCAAGAGCUGAGUGAGAGAAAUGGUCUACUUCGCAGCAGCAGCGCUCAAGACUCACAGCAGAUUCGUCAAGAAAUCUCCAACCUGCGUCAGGAGAAAGAUUCAUUGUUGAAACAAAGAGUGGAGCUCGAUGAAAAGCUGCGACAGGGGAACCUGCUCUCCCCCGAGGUCAGACACUGCUCAGGUUUAUCUGGUAACAUGAUAGAAGAACAGAUUUGUUUCUUAUCUGGUAGUGGUAAGUUUUUAAUUUUAGAGCACAAAACUUUGCUGUCCUGCAGUAAUGUGGUAAUAAUAAUGUUUUAACUAGAACCUGUGCAGAAAAGAAACUGUUAUACCUGUAUGUAACUGAAUCCUCUUACAGUUUGUCUGUUCUCUUGGGCAAUUUCAGGAGGAACGAACACUUUUCCAGUUCGACGAGGCAAUCGAGGCUCUAGAUGCAGCCAUUGAAUACAAGAACGAGGCCAUCACUCAGAGACAGAGACAGCUGAGGGCAUCUGCCAGCAUGCUGUCUCAGUGGGAAAUGAACCUAAUGGCCAAACUUAGUUACCUGUCUGCUUCUGAGACCAGAGCUCUACUGUGCAAGUACUUUGAUAAGGUCAGUGCAAGCUCCAUCUGAUUCUAACAAUACUGUUAUAUUGUAUACAGUAUACGGCUGUGAGUUGAGACUGUAACAGCAUACAUGAGCAUUAUAAUACUGAUUCUCUGGGUGUAUGACUUGUAGGUGGUGUCUCUGCGUGAGGAGGAGCGUAAGCUACAGCUCGCCCUGGCUGAGCUGGAGAUGCAGCUGGAUGAUCAGCAGAGGCUGGUGCAGUGGCUGGAGAACGCACUCGAUCGCACACAACUGGACACAGAUCGCCGGCUGACACAACAGCAGAAGGAACAUGAGCGGAGUGUUCAGCUCUUACUGCAGCAGUGUCGAGGUGCAGACCUCACAGACUUAUAUUCAGUAAAAACAGGGUUUGUUGGUUUGUUUUCAUGUCCUCAUGUUUGUGUUGUCUUCCUCUCAAAGAGCAAAUGGAUGAGGGUCUGGCAGGAAGGCAGCGGCAGUUUGAGGGAUGGAUUCAUAACCUCAGUAAGGAGUUGAACCACUACAAAGCAGCAAAUCAGGAACUAAGCAACAGACUGAGGGAGGUCUGUGGUUCAGCCAACCAGCCAAAGGAGCAGGCGAGAGGUAAAUGUAUGUUCAGAUCAAAAUGUUUUAGUAUCAACAACUAUGAUGAAUCUUGUGUUUACAGUUUGCAGCCAGAUGUUCUCAGAUAUCCACAUCAUGAAGUCAUGCUUUGGUUGUACAACAUAAAAUGACCCUUUCCUCUAAAACCUUCAGGCAAAUCGUACUGUCUUAUUUUUCCUCACUGAUAGCAUGCAGCUGAAAGAGAAGUACAGAAAAAAGUCUUAAUAUCAUUAUGACUGAAGUAAAAGUGUAUGAAAGUCUUUCCAGUAGUAAGAGUUUGGAAUUGAUCAGGAAUUCACUGGAAUUAAUGCUUUUCAGGCGGGAAAACAAGGUUUGAUGAAGAGGUGUGGUUAAACCCGCUACUUUAUUUUCACACAUUGACGUCUGACAUCGUGUUUCUUGGGUAAUAAUUAGUGUUAAAAACUCAUAUUGUCUUGUAGUUGUUGCACUUGAAGAUAAAGCAGCAAGCAUCAGCUGCAUGGAGAAGCUGACCCGCUGCCCGGAUGAAAGUCCAGGAGGACGAGGGUCCGGCCAGCCUGACAAGCCUGUGAGGUCCAGGGAGGAGAUGCGAGAGCUGGUGAACACCCCUCUCCCGUCCACAUGGAGACGCUCUUCUCUCCCCUCAGAGGAACCUGCGGUCAUGGAGGAGCUGUGGCUUCGAGCAGCUGGGGAUGUUCCUGCAAACCGUGUAGUUCAGACUGGUGGGGGGUCCUGGGGCGGGACGACGUCACUGCCUGUUGUAAAAUCUCGUAGGGAAUCCCGACGCUCCAGCCUCAAUGUUGGACCGCUGAGUUCAAACAAUGCAAUCAUUGACGUACGCAAGAAUCCUGUCUGAAAAUACCUUCCUUACAUUACUUGGAAACAUUCACAUAGAAUUUUUUUUUACUUGUAUAUAAAACUUUUUAUGAAACCAGAACACACUGAUUUUACAUGAAGCACUUUCACUAAAGUCAAGUUUCCAUUUCAUACAGUAUUUGGUAUCCAGUACGACAGUUUAGUAGAGAUCAAUCAUUUUUAUCAGUGCAUAAUGAGGUUCUCUCACUUUCCAAUCAUGUAGGAUUUUACCUUCGACAAUAUUUUUAUUAAAAUGUUUUUACUUUUGAUCUUCAUUUGGCUCCUGUUGCUAUUUACGCUCAAAUUUUCUGAGACCCUUUGACAAGAAUGAAGAAAUAAUUUUUGCCUCUUGGUCUUAAAUCCUUUUAAAAUCAAUGUGUAUGACGAAUGUUAUCACAGUUAGAGCAGAUGAAACAUGAAAGCUGCCGUAAAAUGUCAGAUUCGUGUGGGCGUGGAGUCGCAUCAAGCUCAGCUGUGAUCCAAAUUUGCCUGCUUCUGAUGCAUUUUUAGCUGAUUAUGCAAUCGUGUCAAUGCAGAAACAGGGACAUGUAAUAGCCUAACCAAAAUUUUCCAACUCUGCAAAAAUAAAGAGGAUUAAAAAAGAAUUUAGGGACCAUAAAGCUAAUACUGCAGCUCAGCCAAUGUUGCGACUAUAUUUGUUUAUAACCCGUAAGUACUUAAAAUAUGGGAGCUUUCAGCAUGGUAUCAAAUUAUAGUAAAAAGAGAAUAAUUACAGAAUCGACCAAACUUGAUUGUAUUAUCUUAGACAAAGAAUUAACAGGAGUUCCUCUACAAUUAUACCAACACAUUAUCAUCACUGAGCCAUUGCAGCAAGCUAUCAAACCAGAAAACCAUUAUUGACAUACCUAAAGAGAUUGUAAAUGUUUAACAGACCCUCCUCUCUGCAGUAACCCUAAACCUCAUUGUCAUCCAGGAUCAUUUCAGUUUUCUUUACCCAAAGUCAUUCCUCUGAACAAAGAAAGUGCAAUACAUCUGUGCUGCAACAUUUAAACAAGUAUUUCUACUAUCUCCUUAAUCCCUUCCUGCAAUGGAGCACAGUGAAAAUGAGCUUGUGUGGUAGCAGAGAAGACAUGUGAGCAGCAGGGGGCAGUAUAUAUUCAGUGCUGUAGGAGCAUCCUUCAGAGGACUUCACUGGUUUGUGAGAAUUCUACUUUUUUUUCUUUUCAACUACUUACCCUUCUCCAUGCUGAUUUUUUUUUAUGCUGUAAACCAGGUUUGUCUUCUCUUAUCUUCCCUUUAAGUAAAAUCCGGUUGACAAAAAGCCCAAACCUCUAAGCAAAAAACAUCUGAAUGGGUGUAAAAAUACAGAUACUAAUUGGUUCAAAUAUUGAAGGAAAUUAUGAACACACAAGUAAAAAAAAAUAAACUUGACCAUGUUGUUUCCAUAUUACACCCAUUAUUAGCCUCAUUAUACAGGAGUAUAUUGAAAACCACAGCAGUAAGCAUUUUCAGUAGAAAGUAUCUUUGUGUAUUCUUGUCCUAACAGCUUGAUUUAAGUCAUAUCUUCUCUGAACUCAUGAUAUCAUCUAUUUAGCUCUUCAAGGCUAUCAAGAUCUGUGAUUUUCUCAUCUGUACUCUCCUCAACCAAUGCUACCUGGGCCAGUAUGUGAUGUUAAUAUCACAUUGUUGUGUUGUUUAAAUAUUUACUUAUUUUGCCUAUAAUCAAAAAUACACUAUUAUUGUAACACCCUCUGACCAAUUCACAUUGCAGUCUAAUAUACAUGGUUGUCUAACUCUAGACAAAAACUAGGUUAUGAUUUUACAACAGGACCAUAAUUAGAAGCAACAUUAAACUGUGUUAUUCUAUAAAAUACAGCUGCUUUAGAGCUGAUAUGCUGACACAGAUGGGAAAAAUAUUUUAUUUGGGGGGAAUUUUAACAUAGGUCAACACAACCACACUGAUGAGGCUAUUAGCAGUAUCUGCCCAGGCAUUUCUUUCUUUCUUUCUUUCUUUCUUUCUUCCUUUCUCUUUUCUUUCUUUUGGUCCUCCUUAGUAGGUAAUUUCAAAAUGUCAUCAAUCAGGAAUAAAUCUCUCUGUGCUUCCAACAACCAACUUGAGACUCAAGAGUUGUGCUACCAGAAAAAUUACUUUUGAGGCUAACUUCAGGCAUCAGUUAUCUGUCCACAAGCUUUCCUAGACACUAAAACAAAUGUCCCCUUGAACAUAGAAAAGACAUCUAAAAUUUUCCACUGCUGUUGCUUCACAUGACAUUUAACUCGGUGGGUUAACUUGUUGUACAGCCACCCCUCAGAAAAAAACACAUAAAAUCCAGAAAUGACCUGAUGACGAGACACACAGAGGUGUGAAAUGUACAUCAUUCAUCAGUUUUCCUCGUAGUGUGCAAAACAGAGUAGUGUGAAUGAAAGGAAGGAAAAGGACGAACUGAAUUGAUGAGUUAGGACGUUCUAU
Xyrichtys novacula (pearly razorfish) is the source of this 11721-nucleotide messenger RNA. The record is from the annotation of a GenBank genome assembly. Lineage: Eukaryota; Metazoa; Chordata; Actinopteri; Labriformes; Labridae.